AUGGGAAAUGCUGGCGUCGUCGAAAUUUUCCUUGCCAUAAUUUCAGUCGUUGCUUUCAUCGGAAACGGUCUCGUCGUCUUCUUACUUCUAAAGAAACGGGAUUGGUCGAAAAAGGUCCAUUCUUGCCUCCUAUUGGCUCUCGCUGUCCAAGAUAUCUUAACAGCAAUUGCACUUUUUGGUUUGCCCGGUUUUGUCCUACCCUCAGACGCUUACGAGCUGCCCGAAGGCGCAUGGUCAAGACAAUUAUUUUGUAGUUUAAUCUGGUCCAGAUAUAUCGCGUUUGCUCUCGCUAUUACGUCUGUUUAUACAUGUUUAAUGUUAGCUGUGGAUCGGUUGGUCGCAGUUUUUCGGCCCAUGUCUUACAGGCGGUUUAGUAUCUCGGGAAACGUCAUAGCAAUUAUGGUUAUUCUACCGUGGUUCGCUGGGUUUGGGUUUGAGAUCAAUACUGCGUUAAACGUUAGGUAUUUCGUGCAAAGUGAUGAGACUAGUGUUUGUAAAUGGAACCAGAUUGACAGUUCAGCAAGGAGCAAGAGUGUUGCGGUAUUCAUGUUUAUAGGUAUGGUAAUGAUUUGAGACGCACAGAUUUCAGGCUGGCCACCUCACACGAGCCACUGAAAUUUUGCGGAACUCCGAAGAUUAUAUAAAAUACAUCGAAGAGAUGAUUUUUUUACCAAUUAUUUCUCCUACGAACUAAAUGAAUUGCAUGGGAAAGUGACCUUGGAAAACUAGAAGAGGGAUUCGUGUCACCUUAGAUUUAGACUUUUUGAGAGAAUGGUUUUUGUGGAGAUUGGAGGGCGGUGCCCCCCCCCCUCCACUGGCUACGCCACUGCAAUUAGACUAAAAUGAUGUGCCAGCCAGCACUGAAACAGGACCCUCUUGUCACGAUAGACAAUACUCCUCUAAAUACACAUACACCAAAAUCCAGUAUGCUCAUGAGCACGCUCAUAUAUAUAUAAUAGUUGAACUUAUACUGAGAAGUGUUUAGAACUACUGACUUAUUCAGUAGUUUGUUUAGAUUCUGAAAUAACUCUCGAUCAAUAAGGAAUCACCAUAACUGGACAUCUAUGGAAAAAUGUUUAGAACUGAUAUAUAUAUAUAUAUAUAUUCAGCGCUUUGACUAUAAAUAAAUUAAAGUUACCAUAUUCUUCUCUUCCUUUUAGGCAUGAUUGUACUGCCUGCUAUCUUGAUGAUCUUGGUCUAUACGAAGAUCGUGCUCCGUCGUAA
Molecule: messenger RNA, 1224 nt
Organism: Paramuricea clavata
Lineage: Eukaryota; Metazoa; Cnidaria; Anthozoa; Malacalcyonacea; Plexauridae
Source: the annotation of a GenBank genome assembly